AUGAGUUUGCCCAAGCCGCCGACGUCGCUAGACAGUUCGUGCUCCGUCAUCUACGAGAACAUCCUUUACUCUUUCACGCCCGAGGCCUUCUUGUCCCUAUCUUUAGAAGAAGAUGCAAAAUGGAAGAAGCUGGAGAUAGGAGAGAAGGUUUCGGGGGCCGUCUGUGUUGGGGUGACCCCGGGUGAUGCCGCUCAGGCCGGCCUCUUCGUCGUCGGCGGAACCGGCGGCUCGGAUGGCUAUACCGGGUUGCAAAAGUACACCUACUCGACCGGCAAGUGGACUACCAUCACCCCCUCUGAGUUGAUCACCAAAGAUCGUCAGUGGCAUAGCUCGACGUACAUCAAGGCCAACGAUGCCAUCCUCAUCUACGCCGGCAGCCGAGAAGGAGUCCCGGCCCCCUCGGGCGAAACCUUCACCAUCCAGGCAUCCGAGCCCUACAUCGUUAACUCCCAUGGCCCUAGGUCUAGCUCGGGUGUCAAGCCUAUCCUCCUCAGUUGGUCUGAUGCCGAUGCUUGCUUGGUCGACGGCGACACUGGAAAUAUCAGCGUUGCCUUGUUCAAUCCGACUACAGGCUGGAGGGAAUCGGGAGCCACCUUGGCGGAACCCCUGUCGAAGGACUCGAGUUCCAUUCAGGCGGUUGUGAUGCCUGGGGAUGAUGGUUCUAAGAGCCUCUACACCUUCGAUCUCUCACAAUCCCCCAACCUGGUCCGCCGAUUUGUUCUCCAGAACGCCUCCGGUGCACCCCUUUCCAACUCGGCCGCCGUCACCAAUGAGAAGCGCGAUCUGUCCCUGGACGACUGGCCAGAGUACAACUCGACGCUUGCACCAACCGCUACGCGACAGAAUUUUGCCGUUGCCCAAGGCGCAGACGGCAAGGUUGUCUUCUCUGGUGGUAAUUCCGAAGAGCCUCUUGCUAUCUUCGAUGCAACUAAGAACUCGUGGCUCAAUGCCACCGAGGUGUUCGAGGUCGAGAAGCAAAACUUUCUGCCCGAGAGCAUAUUAGCAUCUUCGGCUUUCUCAGCUACCGAGACAACCAGCUCGACCAAGUCGACCAAGUCAACUUUUACCAAGACGAGGUCGUCAACCUCAGAGACCUCGGAGGUCUCGUCGACCUUUGCGACCUCGACUAUCUUGUUACCAGGCAGCUCAACUACUUCUCUGACAAUAUCCGAGGCCAGCGCGUCGGACACGACGGAUGCUACAGGUGCGGCCGCUGGCAGCAGUGACGAUGAUUCCGGUCUCAGCUCCAAUGCCAUCCUGGGUAUCACACUUGGAUCGAUCCUCGGAUUCUUGGCCUUGCUUGGUCUGCUGCUGUUGCUCUUGGUGCGGCGACGCAAGGCUAGCAGAAACAGUAUGGAGGCUAGCAGCGCCAGGGACUUUCCCUCCGAUGAGAAGGACCCGAUGGCCUUUGGCAACGGCCCACGCCAGCCGCUCUCACCCGAUCAUUUCCGCGGCCAUAACGCCACGCUGUCUCAGGAAUCCUACUCAUCCAUGGCUAUUUUAAUAGGUCGCGCCGGGAAGCAGAAGACCAGCCUGACGCGGAGGCCUAGCAAUGAUACGACUCGAAGCUCCGGCAGCUCUUUGCACAAGCAGCUGAAGGCCACCAUCAGCAAGCCCAUUCUGCAGGAGAUGCAGCACCCUGCUCUGCAGGAAUACGACAUCAGGGGCGUUGCUUUCGACCCGACCGUCGCAGAGCCCCGACCCCGUGUGGGACCCAUGGAAGCCCAGGACAGCAUGCGGAGGAGCUCUGGAUGGAACCGAUACUGGUCCGGCGGCAGCGCAUUGCAGAUCCUCGGCUUCGGUGGUUCCAAGAGGACAACCGUUGGCUCUGAGCGGAGCUCCCGUUACUCCGAGUCUACGCACCAUCGUAACACGAGGGCCAGGCAGGACUCGGCAACUGUUCCACCGCUGAACUUUGACUUCCGCCCCGAGGUCAACCGCGUCAAUUCCGGCAGCCCUGUUGUGGCAGAGUACAGCAAGAUCGCCUUCAAUAAUAGAGUAGCCGGCAAGGUCGAAUGCCACCCUUCGAGGAUAUCGUCGUGGGACUACUCCAGCUGCAUCCCGGAGACCGUUAACGAAGCCUGGGACUCUACCUUCAGCUCGAAGCCCUGGGGUGCUGACUGUACGCCCAGCAGCGCGUACAACCCCAGCUUCUCCUUCAGAACGCCGCUCUCCCCAAGCGUCACGAGCCCGCGGAAUCCCCCUACAGGUGUGAGCAGCCAGCCUCAGCUUGCAAUAGCCUCGACAUCGUCAGAUAUAAGCUGGCUGAAUCUCGGUGACCGGUCGGGGGAGAAAAUUUAG
Molecule: messenger RNA, 2301 nt
Organism: Ilyonectria robusta
Lineage: Eukaryota; Fungi; Ascomycota; Sordariomycetes; Hypocreales; Nectriaceae
Exons: 2
Coding region: 1-2301 (766 amino acids)
Molecular function (GO): protein binding
Source: RefSeq, a predicted model, not a curated record